AUGGGACCAAACUACUUCUGCUGGCAACCAAUAUGUUACAUGGCUUAUGGCAUUAAUGCAUUCGCGUGGCACGUGAAGCCGCACACUUACUCGGAUGUGCAGCACGUGAUUGACAAAAUCAUGAAACACAAGGAAACUAUAGAACGAUACAGGUUUGUCGCCUUUCAGAUGGUUCACAACAUCUUCCUGCUCAGUUUUUUUCUUGCUACAAUAAGGUUUUUUGACCUAUGACCUUAUCAUACACCAAACAUCAGAAUUACAAUAUGAUAAAAGCCCAAAAGCAGAUUUUGUCAGGCCUAAGGAUGUCUUUAGGGAUCUUACGAAACUACGACGGCAACAGGAACGCCCAGAACGCAAUAGGUUUAGGAAGCGAAACAACAACAUUGCACUUGUACCACGCUUUUUUGUUAAUUUCUUUAUCGUCCCUGCAUAACUACGUCGUGAAAUAACCAAAUUUUAGGGUUACUUGAAAACGGGAGUGGCACCCGGGAGUGGCAAGGCCAUAGAAUUUUACUUUCUCUGUUCGAAUUUGGAUGCGAUUCCCUCCCUUUAGCUCGAACCUAUUUUCCCCAUUUUUUAGGAUCAGCAAUGUCGAGAGCGUAUUAUAUGAAAAAGAGAAGGAUGGUAAAUUUUAAAAGAUGUGAUCAUUCAAUGAGAUAUAUUUGCCGAGCUUAAAAUUCAACAUCUCUCUUUGUUUCAUGUUUUUUUGAGUUUGUUAUUUGACUGUUAAGCUUUUGUUAUGGAUAACAGGUGUAAAAUUUGUUUGUUUUUUUCCCCUCAGAGAUAACAUUGCCCUUGGUGUCCAAGCUGGUAUGGUUCGUUCAUCUAUUGACUGUAAAGCAGGCCUGGACGCUUUUAAGGAAAAGUACCCAAAAGUUGCCCAUGGAGAUACCCCCGAGAGUGUUCUGGAGGAGUGGUACACUAAACUUUAUUUACAACCACAAUACCUAGCAAGGCUUGAACGAGGAGUGAAUAAGCGCUGGCAGAAAGAACAUGGAGGCCAGAAUGUAACAAAAUCCAUAAAGCAAGCUUUGGUAAAAGGCUUGGGAAAGCCUUUACUGAACUUGAUUCGAUGGCUGGAAAAGGAGCAUAGUCGUCACUGCCUGCCUGAUGACGUGGCCAGUGGUCUGGCUAAUUUACCCGUUGACUUCGUGUAUACUGAUGGUAUUCCUGAUAAAAAGAACAGGACAACCAAGGUUCUACCUGGAACUAGAAAGAGGCUAAAUGGAAUGGAAACUUACCGUCAGAUUUUAUCCUUCUUCACAACCAUUAAUAUAACAGCUGAAGAGUUAUACAAAGAGGGAAAAGCACAGCUCGAUAACUUUAUGCCUCUGGUAGGUUUGAUAUUCACAGCUUCCGAAUUCCGAUAAUUAUGCUAGUUGUGUAAAUUAUUCUCAUUUUAGCAAAGAAUUCCAAAGUUAGGCUUUUAGUUUUUACUUUAAACUUGGUAAAAACACCUAAAAAGCUAUGCAUUAAACAAGUAAAUGACAAACUAGGGUUUUUCCAGCCUCGUACCCAGGCCUGUUCGCGCUAUCCGAGUGACCAGAGGAGGCUUGAAACCGAGCGCGCUAGGCGAAUUUUCCCGACAAGCUUGACAGGUGACGUCAGCCGUGACGUCACAUCCGAAAUCGCCGAGGACAACUGGGAACGAGGCUGGGGUUUUUCUGUGCGCCAGCAUGAAACCCAGACCGGGUAGGGCCUCUGUUCACACAGAAAAACGAUGAUUUCGGCGUGAUAAUCUAUCCUAUACAGUGUGAACACAACCUAAGCGAUUUCUGAUCGUUUUAUUCAAUUUUUUCCCUUUUUUGGUAGGUGUAUAAAAUCGCAAAGCUCGUUACAGGCAUAAACAAGAGAGCUAAAGCGGUAGGAGCUUUUAAAAUUCGUCUGAAUUCCUCCGACCAAUGGCAUAAUACAGCUCCAUUUCCCGCCAACGAGAGUGACGAGAACGCGCACAAGAAAUGCAAGAGUCCAUCCUCUGCCAAAGUCUACUGUCCGCGUCGUUGGGCCGCCAUUCAAAGCUGGAGCAAGUACAUACAGACGGUCAUGAGUAUGAUCUAUCCCAAGAUUCAACCGCUGUUUUACUUCACUGGUCCCAAGACCACUGCUGCUAACUGUCCUAUUCAAAUGAAGCCGCAUUACAAUCCUUCAAAUGGUGCCAUGUUCUUCUCGCCAAGCAACGCUAAUUGCACAAACCCGACUUACUUCGGGCUUCCGUUUUUUCUGAAGGAAUAUGGCCCAAAGUUUCAGGAGUGGUCGGUGAUCGGGCACGAGUCGCGACCAGGGCACCACACCCAGAUGCAAGGUGACUAAUGAGCGUCUUAUUCUCAGUUACAGCACUGUUCACUUGUCAGCAUUAAGCUUUACAACGGUUACAAUUUCCGCCAAAAAAGCCAACGAAAUAACAAAUAAGAUAAUAACGUGGUUAAUUCGUCAGUAGCAUUUAGUACACUGAGUUGAGUUAUAUGAAGAGGCACUGCAAUCACACAAAAAUUUCGAUCACAUUAAGUAUAGUUCGCGCGUGAACAAGUAAAACAUUUGGGGUAAAUGUUCUUCGUUUUUUAAGCUAAGUACGCGAAACUAUUUACACCUCCACUGAUUAAACGUUUAUCGAAACGACCGGUAGCAAGUACAUACUUAUCGUGGCCUCUGGGGAGCUAAAGUCUCUGUUAAGCGCCCUGGGUGAUAUCAUGACUUCUUUGUUUACCAGGUCUGGUGGAAAAUUUUCGUGACAAGUGUGAUGGCGUCCCUAGGUGGCUUGACAAGGAGACGUCGUAUGUAGCUUUCCAAGAGGGCUGGGCCCUUUAUGCCGAGAACCCGCUACUUUCCGAUGAUACUAAUCUGUACAAAGACGAUCUUCUUCAGAAGUAUGGUAUGGUAAAAUGGCAGGUAUGCUCAGUACUAACAGGAAGAAAAACUGCUUUCUCUAAGUAAACACCUUCUUUGCGUAGAGAGCGAGCCAAGAUACAAACAAGAGUCGGAGAAGGCUAGAGUCACUGAACUUGGUUAACGACGUGUGAAAGAAUAGAUAGUCCCAAUCCAUAUUUCUUUAUAAGCUUUUGCUUAUCAAUAUGUCUUAGGCUUACAUUGUAAAGCACAAAUCUUAAAACUUUAUUCAUAACGAAUUUCCAUUCGCACCGUCUACAGUUCAAGUGCAAUGUAUGGAGUUUGCAAUCAGUAUUCUCACUGACCUUCUUAAUUGAAGAAGGGGGUAAGCCGUUCGAGAACGACAUAUCGGAUGCUUUCUGCUAAGUAUGUGCAUUUUUUCCUCACUGACUUGUUUUCUUAGGUAUGGCGUGCCGUAAGGCUGGUUGUUGAUACUGGGCUGCAUUACAGAGGAAUGACAAGGUAAUAGCUGUGUUUCUUGCACUUCAUUGAUCGUGCUUAUAAACUUCCCCGUGUGAUAUUUUAUAGAGUUUUUAGAAACACCCUUCAACUUAAGGAGCCUGUUGCACUAUUCUACGCACGUGAGGUUGUUUGUUUCUGAUUCGGUCGAACAAUUAAGUUGGCUGCCUCUGGCUGUGGUGGAUUUAUACUUUCAGUACCGUAAACUCCCCUGUUCCGAUUAUAAGCUCCUCCCCCCUCCCCCCACCCAUUCAAUGCUCCAUCUACCUGAAAGCCCAAAACAAUACAUCCGGUUAUAACCCCCCUCCUGCCCCGAAAAGCAAAAGUUUGUCUCGGUUCAGUUCGCUUUAAACUAAUUUUCUAACUGAUGGCCAGCUUUUGUGAGCCAGACAUUAUACUACUGUUCCCACUGGGCAAACCAAAAACAAGAAAGUUAAUUUCGUCACUAGAGCACUAGAGCCUCGCGGGCUUUUCUUUAAAGGUAAAGGCGCACACGAACCAUAGGCCCACACGACCGGAGCUUAUACGGGUUUCCGUAGCAUGAAGCAUGCCAAGGAGUAUCCCUUAAAUAGAUAAAAGAACAUGUAUUUGUAACUAUUUUUGUAAUUAUUUUUGUCUCAAGCAAAACGAAAUAAGAUAAAAAUUAUUACUACUCCCCCCUAGACGGGAUGCUAGUCCAUCGCAGGGUUACCCCCCAGCAGUAUGUCGCCGAUCCCCAUAUAUGCACAUGGGUGAAGAGAGACGAAGUGAAGUAAAGUUUCUUGUCUAAGGAAACAAUGCGACGGGCGAGGCUUGAACCCUGACCUCUAGAUCCAGGUGUUAACCGCUCGGCCACACACGCCUCAACCCCCCCUCCUCCGCCCCCUUCCCCACGCCCCGAAAAGCAAAGUUCCCAUUCGUCCCGCUUCAGUUCGCUUUAAACUAAUAUUUUUACUGAUGGCCAUCUUUUGUGAGCCAGAAAUUGUACUACUGUUUACAUCGGGAAUAACAAAAAAAAAUUGUUAAUUUCGUCACAAGGGCCUCGCGGGCUUGCCAUUAGUUAUGCGCAGUAGAGUUAUGAUCAUUUAUUCAUAAUAAGUCUUCUUACAUGAAUCAGUACCUGCACAAAGCCAGCGAUCAGAGUUUCCUAAGUGAACAAAGGCAUUUUUUCUGCUACACGUAAAUUAGGGAAAGCGGUUUAUUGGGCAAAGAGACAUUAACCUUCUGCUAAAUUUUACAUUUUCUUUUUUUGCUAGGUCUCAAGCACUCAAAUACUUUGAAGACUAUACUUGGGAUAAAACAGAUUUCGCAAUCAAAGAGGUUACCAGGUACCAGAGUAACCCUGGUCAGGCAACCGCGUACAUGCUAGGGAGACUAGCACUAGUGAACAUGCGUAAGAAGGUCAAGAAGGCACUGGGUAAAGAUUUUGACUUGCGGGAGUUCCAUUAUCAGCUUCUGCGUCAGGGCUCGGCUCCUUUGAGCUAUCUUGAAAGUUACAUAGACAAAUAUAUUGACUGCUACAAGGGGAAAAUAGAACAAGAACUUUGCGAUGGUAUAUCAAGGAAUUCAGAGGAAGAAAAAAAUGAGGAAGUGACUAUGGACUUUGUAAAUCAGGAUGAAAAUCUUCCACCUCGUCCCACUCAGAGAAUUUAUGUUUAAUUGCGAUUUCACGUAGCUGUGGUAGUUGACCCUGUACAGAAAGUCCGACGUACGGUUUUGAUGUUCAUAGGACUCCAGUUUUUCUGAACGCUCAAUACAAGAGCGCUAACAAGUGUCUGGACUACCGGUAUAUAGUGGUGAAAAGUCCAAGCGCUUCUAAGAGACACUUUUGUAAGCGGACGGUUCGACUUAGGUCACAGUCAGCAGCCUUCACAAAUACCCGUGUGAACUCCCAAGCGAAUUCUGCAUUUAUACACAG
Molecule: messenger RNA, 5239 nt
Organism: Porites evermanni
Lineage: Eukaryota; Metazoa; Cnidaria; Anthozoa; Scleractinia; Poritidae
Source: the annotation of a GenBank genome assembly